Molecule: messenger RNA, 1653 nt
Organism: Fusarium sp. VM40
Lineage: Eukaryota; Fungi; Ascomycota; Sordariomycetes; Hypocreales; Nectriaceae
Source: the annotation of a GenBank genome assembly
AUGUCGCAGGGUGUUGAGUGCGAGUACAAGGAUGCGCAACAGCCCAAGAUCGAUCCCAGUACAAGGCUUCUGCUGGAGCGUAUACAGCUCCUCGAAGACAAACUCUUCUCAUCACCUGUAUUUACAGCGCCACAGGCUGUCGCUGCACCGCAAGUUACUGUGCCAGUGGAGCAUCGUCGAGCGAGCUCUCCGAGUCCGGCGUUCCAGGCCGAGACAAACCCAAGGAUUGAGGAAGAUGCCGCCCGACCUUGGGCGCCUGAUGCGAGAACCUCGGAAAUGUCGUACCCCUCUUCUCACACGGCUAAUGCAAACCAUGUGCUCAACUGGCCUGUAGUGCAGCAGCUCUUGGCUUCUGCCCAUGAGCCUGGAGACACCUUGCUCACUACCCAAUCUAAUCAAGAUGAUCAAUUCCAUGCUGCCACCGACGUUUUCUUCCACUCCAGAUCUGUCCUGCAUAAUGGCUGGUUCGAUCAGCCUGCCGAUUCCUGGAGGCUCUUUAGCGAUGAGUCUCUCGUCAAUCUUUUCGACUUCACCGUGUGCAAGGAGCUCGUCUUGAGCUUCUUCAACGACGUCAACGUGUUUUUCCCAUUGCUGUCGAUCGUCCAAGUUAUGGAUCAUCUUGGACACAUUUUCGAAGCAGAGCAGUCUCGAGGGGAACUGCGGGCUUCAGAUCUUUCGCCAACCCAAUACUGCCUGCUAUUGCUAGUCCUUUGUCUUGGCUCAUUCGUUCGUCGUGGUGGAGCCCAGGUAAGAUGGUCGGGCUACCACAACCAGUUCUCGGCUGCUCCUGAUACGUCUUUAUGCACGCCGGAUCAACAUCUAUGGCGUAAAGCCCAGCUUUUACUCGGCCAUGUUACUACUCAUGUUAGUGUCGAGGCUGCUCAAUGCACUAUGCUGGCAAGAUCUUAUGCUGAUCAUUGCCAAUCUGAACCCUAUUCAGAAGCAUUUCGUCGCCUCUAUUGGGUUGCUCUCAUAUAUGAGUGCGACUUUAUAUCUGAGAUUUCCGUCGCAUUACCCUCAGGCAUCACCCGAUACGAAGACCUGAUACCAUAUCCCACAGAGGCAAUCCCAACAAGCAAAGAAUCUCACCAUACAACACCCGAUUUCGAACAUUAUAGCAGCUGUGGACACCAGGGUGAAGAGUUAGCAGCGUUUCAAGUAAGCACCAAUGCCGCUAUUCGUCGCCUUCUCAACAGGGUCCACAGCAUUGCGUACGAUAGCAAAGACCAUUUCCGUAUGACCCGCGUCGAAUAUGUCAAGUGGCUUCUUCGAGUCUCGGAAGACCUUUGGGCCUAUCACGACACCAUCUUCCGCAAUCUCCCUAUCUUCCUUCUCGUGAGUCAGCCUCCUCUAGAUGGGCGUGCGUUUGUCACAGACCACUCUCCAGGCUCCCCCCGCUCUGGGGGCCUUUGGAAUAAUCCGUGGAACAUCCUGCGACUUCAGGGUCGAUAUUAUGCAGCUCAGCACAUCAUCUUUAGGCCGUUCUUCGACUACCUGCUCUUGAAUAUGGACCAUAUCGAAACUCAUCCGGAUAAGGAUGCCAUCCUUCAAAAGUGCGGUCUAUGCCUCGAAGGCUGUAAGGGAUUCUUUUCUGUUUUUAACGUUGAAGAAGUAAACAGCGUUACUUGUCUGUUCGCAACUGGUAUGGCGUAA